AUGGCUGCUCGCGAGCCUUCAAGAUGCCUCCAAAGGGCGCUUCUACGGCCUUCGCCAUCCCAUAAAUAUCAACAAUUCGCUUUCUCGAGACGCAAUGCCUCCGGACAGGCAGCGGCCACGGCCGCGAUUGAUGUUGAGACUGGAUCUUCUCUAUCGACACCUGUUCCUGAAUCUGUUAUAAAAUCAUACAACCCCAUUGCGCGUGCAAAACAGAAUAAGCUCCCUCGCAGUCGGUAUCAAUUCCGAUCCCCCAAAUACGACCGCGGCCCUCUUCAUCCCCAUCGCCCUCCUCCUCCCGCAGAUCCGUCAUCCCGACUCUUCGUCCCUGGACCUUUCUCUCUCCCCCGUGUCCAACAAACCUAUGAAUCAACCAUUGCCUCCGACAUCCUAACCCUCUGCUACGUACACCGACCCCCUGGUUUCCAAACUCCCGUAAAAGCACCGCGUCUCCGAUCAUGGGAUGACAGUUCCCCAUACCACAAGAAUCGACCAUUGCGCGGUCCCCGUGGUGGUGAUGUACUACGCCUUUUGCGCAAGCCCAUCACGUUCCGCAACUUGCCCAAGGUCGAGCGCAUCACAAUCCAUAGUUAUGUGAAAAACGCCGCUACGGAAGGAUCAUCGUGGCUUCAUGUUGCCGGUAUGGCUGUGCAGGCUAUCUCGAAUGUGCGUGUGGAGACGUACAAGUCCAAGACGAGCGUUGGCCCUUGGGGUAUUGUCCCGGGUCGAGACUCGGUGGCUGUGAAGGCUGAGCUGUACCGUGAGGACAUGCACCACUUUUUGGGUAAAUUGGUGGAUGUCGUUCUGCCCAAGAUCAAGGAAUGGAAGGGUGUCAAGGGAAGCAGUGGUGAUAGCAGUGGAAAUAUCACGUUUGGUUUGGAGCCGGAGGAGAUGGCUCUUUUCCCGGAGAUUGAGGUCAAUUAUGACAUGUACCCUGUCAAAAUGAUCCCUGGUUGCCACAUCACCCUCCACACAACCGCUACCACCGAUAAAGACGCCAGACUACUUCUCAGUGCGCUCGGAAUUCCGUUCCACGGCAAAUUCGUCAACUAA
Molecule: messenger RNA, 1050 nt
Organism: Talaromyces amestolkiae
Lineage: Eukaryota; Fungi; Ascomycota; Eurotiomycetes; Eurotiales; Trichocomaceae
Exons: 3
Coding region: 1-1050 (349 amino acids)
Biological process (GO): translation
Cellular component (GO): cytosolic large ribosomal subunit; ribosome
Molecular function (GO): RNA binding; structural constituent of ribosome
Source: RefSeq, a predicted model, not a curated record